CUGUGGUUAAAAUAACACAGCCUCUAUUCAGAGCACAAACUUAGAGCUGCUAGCGGGAGCAGGCUUGGGAUUUAGACAACUCUCAGCAGAUGAGCCUGUUCAAGGGGCUUUCUCGGGUUUGUUUUUCAUCCUGCUUCUGAUCCAUGAGAGGAAACCAGGCUCUCUCCUCUGGGCACGCAAGUGAUGGGUCCUGCUGGAAAGAGCUUUCUGAUGGCACAGCUGUGAGUGAAACCAGCACAAUAUGUUCAGUGUUGAGGACCUCCUGAUUUCUCAUGGAUACAAAUUGUCAAAAAAUCCCCCUGUUUCAUAUGAGAACAGAUAUGAUGGAUACCGGCAUGAAGUCACAGGGAACAGAUCUGCUCAGAGAACGCUGAAUGGGUUUGAGGCAGAAUCAAGAGCCGGGGCAUACAGCAAGAAACCUCUGGUGAAAACCAACUCGAGCAGCACUGAAAGCAGCCAUGGGAGCCAAGGGAGGCAAGCGGGUCCUGGUUACCACCAUGACCUUCAGGGUUUGUCCACUUUUCAUACUUCAGAAGGGGGGGUUUAUGACAAGACUCAAUUAGCAUGGUCUUCCCAGCCCAGGACUGAUAAAGAUCUCGCCUACUGGAGAAGACGAGGACAGGACUUCAGUGUGCUACUGAGCUAUUCCCAGAAAGGCGGCGUGGAAAUGAAAGGCCUGUCUGCAGCCCCGGGGGCACCCCGGCACCCCAGGGAGAGUCAGCUGAAGGUGGGGACGGGCGCAGGGUAUGCCAGAAGAAGCGGCUUGCAGGAAAGCUGCGAAGUGCCCGGCGACUGCAAAUGGCAGAGUCUGGGAAUGGAAAGCUGGAACCAGACAAAAAAGGCAGGGAGGCAAAUGUCCGAGGGUGACAGGGAGAAGCUGCUUCAGGAGCUGUAUUCGCUCACCCUGGGAGAUAACGUACUGAGCACCCACAACAAGGGGAAAUCACAGUCCUUGCCGAGGGUCCUUUCACCAGAGAGUAUGAGGUGCGUGGAAAUGCCCUCCCUAAACAACAGCAACAGCUCACUCAGCGUAACUAAAACCCCCUCCUAUCCCCCAAACAGACUGAGUGUGGAACCAGCCAAGCACCACGAAACGGGAGGCCAUUUCCUUCCCCUAGUGAAACCCAAGUACGGGAGACCUCUGAAGCCUCCGUCUUACGAACUGCAGCGGCAGACAAGGUCACCUGCAGAAACUGUGGGUUUCCAGGACCACUACCAGAAAGAUGAACCCAUCCCCUACUUAGCCAAAGUUAAUGAGCCAAGGCAAGAUGCUUGCAUUCAAGACUCUGCUUUGGAGCCCCCGGUCUAUGUACCUCCUCCAUCUUACAAAUCCCCAACUCACCAAAAUGUGACCCCACAUCCCCUCAAUGAAGUGCCUAACAAUGACACGUAUGCCAGCAGUGAUCAGCAGGGUCCUGUGGAACGGGUUGUCCCCUGCCAACGACCAGCUGCCAAUACUUUUGAAGUGGGAGGCGACCCUUGCAAAGACAACCACCUUCCUCAUGGGAAGCAAAGCCAUGCGAGGCGCCCUGCUGACUACUUGCGUUCUGUUCAGUAUAUUCCAUUUGACGAUCCUCGAAUACGACAUAUUAAAAUUGCACCACCGGAAGGUCUGCAGGACAACGCUAAAUACACUGAAAAUGCAUGUAGUCCCCGUUCUGGUGCUUUGCAAGAGAGAGAUCUUGAAGUACAGUACAACAGUGCCUUCUCGGAUGCAUCAAACUUGACCAAUUCUGCAAAGGGAGAAAGAACUUCCAACAGCUCCACCCAUAGCAACAGAUGGUUGGCACCAUCCAUCCGAGAUCAGGAAAAUUGUGCCUUGCCGGACCAAAGAGAUAGUUGUAGCACAACUAAUCACAGCCCCCGUAAUGAAGCCAGCAUAGAGUACGCAAAAGGCAAACUCUCUGUAAGAAAUUCACAUAUGGACAGCACCUGUGAGACUGUUACAAAAGUGAAAAAGUUUGAACCUGGAACUGGGAUGCAGAGCAAAAAGAGUUCAAAGAAAAAAAUGAAUGAAACUAUAUUUUGUUUGGUCUCUAUCCCAGUUAAAUCAGAAUCCAAUCUGCCAGAUACAGAUAGGAACAACAACAUAACCCAGAGCCCUGAUAAGAAUGGGUUUGAUAACAAUGGGGCUUUGCAAGAACAAAGUCUCUUAAGUAUGUCUUCAACGGACUUGGAGUUACAAGCGCUUACAGGAAGCAUGACCAAUAAAAAUGAGUUACAAAAACAAGAGUUGUGGAGACCAGAAGAGUUCAAACAAAUGAAUGACCUCAGAUUUAUUCAGCCUACAAAACACAGAGAGCUCAAAUACUCUGGCUCCUGGCCAGGUGAUCAGUACAAAGACCAGCAGACACAGACCAGUUUCACUGAAGAACCUAAUAGCCCACAGUUUUUCCAUGGUAAAAAGCCUGGGCAGCCCAGUAGUAACAAAACGCUGUCUCCAAAGCUCCCAGGAUGUACAGCAUCCACCACAGGGUCAAAACAGGCAGGGUUGCCUUCUGACGAGAGAAGCUGCAGACAGACCGCCUACGGCAUGAAGGGUCAGAUGCAUCUCAGCCAGUCUAGCAACAGUGCAUUUUCCAGGACUGCCACCUCGGUCCUUCAGGCCCCAUCUCCAAAAGCCCACCAGAGCCAGCCCAUGCCUGCCCAGGAGAGGGAAACCGGCCUUUUUCCCCGGGGAGAUAUAGUUAAGGGAGAAGCAGGCGCUCCCUGCAACAGUAAAGAGCUGUUUGGGCAGUUUCUGUUGAAACCUGUCAGUCGCCGUCCCUGGGAUGCAAUAAGUGAGCUAGAAAGUUUUAACAAGGAGCUGCAAGAGCAGGAGGAGAGCACAAGCAGUGAAGAAGAUUUGGAAAGUGCUGCAGCUUCUCCACAGGCAGGUGCCCUUACACAGAGGAGGGCAUCCAGAAAUGAGAAGUUGAACCAGGAGCCAAAAUACGGUAGGAAAUCAGAAAUGGUGGUCUCAGAGGUGCCUGUAUUUAAGCCAGGAAGAGUUAAAAGUAAGUCUGAAAGUUGGAGUGUGGGGACAGAGCAUGGCGGUGAGCCGGGCUGCGUUGGCUCUCAAGGCGCCUCGCAGCCAGGAGGGAGCAGUGAAGGAGUCAGGCCAGCAGAUGGAAGUCUGAUAACAGAAAUGAGGACAGGGGAAGCCAAGAGCAGAACAAGCAAGCAGCAAGUUCGUGUGGGCCCUCUCAAGAGAGUUUUGUCCAGUAGCCCAAGCAGUUCAUGUCACAGUAAUCCUUUCAAUAACCCUGUCUUGCAGGAGAUGAGCGAAGACCAAAAUUACCUAGACUUUGUUAAACUAAGCAAAGGUGUAACUCCCACGAAUGACACGGCAUUAGAGAGAGGCUCAGUAGUACGCUUGUCACUAACGAAGAGGAACCAAGGGCGCUCUGAGCCGGAUUUGAGGUCAGUGGGACUUGAUGUAGCCCCAGGACCUGGUGCUAACAAUUCCGAUCACUCUUCAAAUGCAAAUGCAGUGGAAAUCCCUGUGAAUGAGUCAUUGCAGGCCAGAGCUGCAAGAAUUUUAGGUAUAGAUAUAGCAGUGGAGUCUCUCCUUCCAGAUGACCAUGUUGGGUCCCAUGCAGGCACUAGCCCUGCAAAUGGUGCCCAGGACUUUGAGUCAUCACUGGGGAGCACAGUAAGUGAAAAAGAAGGAAAAAAAGAGGGUUCUUAUGAAGGCAGACGAAAGUGUGGCUGGACAGAGAGUGCUCUCUUUGUCAGAGUGGGAGGCCGAUCUUUAUACCCUGAUGAAGGCCAGACCACUCACCAGGAAGCCAGCGCUAAAACACCGGUAACUGAGCAAGUUCUUGAACAACCUGCGAGUCCCAGCCAAGGUGAGGACCAAAACUUGGUUUGCAAGUCAGCUGUGUAUCAGCAUUCAGAAAAGAGAGUGAGAAGCACCUCAAAAGUGAUAGAGACACUCCAAGGCAAGCUCACUUCUCCACCUAGCCGGACUGCCAUGGAUCGCUUAGUGCGAAUGAAAGAAGUUGACUCUGUGUCCCGGAUGAGACGUCUGAGCAUUAAGAGUGCAGACUCGGGAGAGGAGGUGGACGAGGAGAAGCUGUCGAGGGUACAAGAGGAGAGAGGAAACAAACUGGCAAGCUCAGGGGCUGUUUCCAAGCGUAUUAUCUCUCUCAGUGAAAACGGAUAUUUAGGUGGAAUGGACAAGAAGAGGAUCGACAGAGAUUUUUCUUUAGAUACAUAUGACCCCACCAAAGUUGAAAAGGUGUAAGAUGAACAGAGAGGAGAACAGAGAAUUCCGCUCUACUAAGAAUGUUUCACUGAUUUUUUUUUCUGGGUGCUUUUUGUUUGUCUUUUGUUCUUUGAUGCUUGGAAAUUGCCUCCAUUUGUGGUGUUCAUGGUGUACUGAUAAUGCCUUUACCACUGCCACUAGGAAUUAGCUAUUCGUAUCUGAAACUGUUGCGGAGACUACAGAAAAAUCUGACUUCUACAUUGGAACCAUCUGGCUUUGUAGCGUUAAGACUUACUACCUACUGUUGGCAAAGAGUUUUUAUCUGAACUCUAUUUCAGUCUUCAGCGGGGAUGAUGAAAUGCAUGAAGUGAGGCUUUUGAGCUUUCUCUUUGGUGUAAAUGUAAAUGUGGGAGAUUAGUGAAAUGUUUUUGAAAAGAAUGUGAAUUUAUAAGCUAAACUUCUAAGUAUCUACAGUCUAAACUUUGUUUAACUUAAGGGAUUUUUGGCCAUAAGUAGAAAGUGCUGCUGCACUACGUGGGGGAAGGAAUGCGAGAGAAUGGUAGCAAAGACUGAUGGUGAAAUUAUUUUUGACUUCCAGAGUAUGAAUUUACUCGGAUUAAAUACUUACUUGCCACCUAGAGAGAAGAAAAGCAAAAACCCCAAAGCUUCUAAAAGAUGGAAGACUUUUGUAGUACAGUGUACAGAACCUGUAAUUAUAGUAGCUGGCAACUAGUGUUUCAAACCAAUGCAAAGUAUACCACUGGCUGUUUUGCACUCAGUAUUACCUAUUUUUGUUUUCCUGUUUAGAAAUUCUUUAUAUGAAAGAAUAGUAGCUGGUUUAAAAUAGCCCAUUUUAACAAAGUAACUAUAUUUCUUGUUACAGAAUACUAUCUAUUUUUCUACGAUGUAAACAAUUGCUAACAAGUGGCAAGUAUAAAGAAGUAUUAUUAUUAUUAUAAUUAUUAUAUUUUAAGAAGACUUACCCCUCUGAGUGAAGGUGCCCCAAGCAGAUUUCACUUGUGUAUCUUAAUGCACACUCCAUAUUGCCACAUACUCAGUAGUGCUACCUUAUUUUGUUCUAAAAAGAGCCAUCUAUGUAUGUAUGUAUGUAUGUAUGUAUGUACUACAGGGUUAAUUUCUGUUUUUCCCCACUCAACCCUUGGAUCGUUCUUCUUGGAGCCGCUUUCUGAAACACAGCUGAGAACUGUCCGGGCUGGUGUUGUGUUCCUGCCAUUGCAUUCCAGUGACGGUGAUUACCAAAAAGUGGGUUUGGAUCUUUGUCCCGGUGUCUCUGAGCGGCUCAGAUAAAAUACCUGGUUUCUUUCUUUUACUUUGUUCCCUUUUACAGAUUAUGGGUUUGGAUUAGGCCAGUGUAUAAAAAUAAACAAAACUGGGUUUAAUUCUUCCCUGAAGUCAACUGAUGUUGCUGGGGAGGAGUUCAGGUGUCUUCUUGAUGGCAUUUAAAUACAUGGCUUUAAGUAUAUUUUAUCUGCACACACAAAUGCAUGAAUUACAGAGUUUAUAAUAAAGCCUAUGCGUUCUGCUCUUUGAUACUGAAUUAGCCUGCAUAGUAUCUGUGUUUUUAAAGCCUUUUUGUCCACUCCUGUGUGUUUUUUUGUAAGUACCUGUGUACUAACAUUCUUCUGAUGACUUGUUCAUGUACUUCACUGGUCUAAUCUACUGGCCUUUUCUGGGUUUUAGCAUAAUUUUAUUUUUAAAAAUCUUCUAAUUUCUUUAAAUAUUUUUUCCUAAGCCUGUAAUUUGGAAAGAACGAUGGGGAAAAACACUCAUCCUGUUUUUUGGCAGCAAGAGUUUCUUGUCUGUAACACAUGAUUCUGUUAAAUAUGGACUAUUUAAAGCUCGUUUGAAAAGAAAAUGUGGUGUAUAAUUUAUUUUAUUAACUCUUGUGCAUGCUGUGUAGCAAUACUUGUUGACAAACUGUUCUCACCACUCUUACUGUAUCCACCUUUCUUCAUCACCAUCUAAGACAUCUAGGGACUAGUAAAUAGCUACAAAACAUGUUUUACCCGCCUCCCCCCACCCGUCCCAAUUCUGCCCAUAAAAAAACAAUUCUUAAACAGAACUGUUUCAGCUCUCAUCAUCCCACUUACUAGUAAAGCUGAGAUGCCUAGCGAUAACUUGAAAGUUUUAAUUUAUCCUUGAUUUCUGGAGAACUGAAGAUUGUUCCAUAUAAUCAGUCCUGCUACCUUCAGUUCACGUCUCUGUGGAACAGGAGUUUUCUGAGCAUUUUAUUUUCUGAUGGGGAGGGGGUUAGUUCUGCAAGAUGUCUGUUUCAUCAGUCAUGACAAGUAAUUACUUUUCCAAUGCACAUAAGCAACCAAGAUUUUAAAAAUGAAAAAAAAAAAAAAGAAAAAAGAAAGAAAUAGGAAGCAACAGUAUUGCAGGGAGGGUUUCAUUGUCUAAGAAUCAGAAAUUAAAACCUAGAAAGUUAGUGAACUUUGUUUUGCAGUAGUAGGUGACUUACCAGUGGAUGACAGGCUAGAGUUAGUACUGCUUUAAAAAUAGUGUAUUCCUCUAACACACUGGCUGCUUCAUGUCAUGCACACAGCUAGGAAAUACAUGGAGUACAUUUUUAUGAAUGGUUGUGGCUCAGUGUUUCUUCAGUACCUGUGCCAUAAUUAAAAUGUCAGCUCUCGGAAUGGGCUGGAUGGUACCGUAGCUGAGCACCUUUCCAGAAGCCUUUUGCCAGUUGAGAACAGCAGUAAACAGCAAGCUCCUUUUACACCAGAUGUAGUUAAAAACCAGUAAAUGGUGACUUUCAGUGCCUGUCUCAAUGGGUGCAUAAAACUGUCAUGGCAACAGCUGUCACUGGUAAUGGCAACGGCAGGAGCUCAGAGGAGGAGGAUGUGGCCGUCUGGUUCCAGUGCCUCCUGGAACGCAGGCGUGUGACUGCAGAGCGGCAGUGAAGAACUGCGUUUAUUCUCAGGACGAGGAGCAGAGCUAGAACCUCAGAAAUCACGUUGUUACAAGCUGUUGAGUAUCCAGCUUGUGCUGUGGCUGUACUGGUGUAGCCAGGGAAGCUGGGGUUGGAUGACAGGUUAUCAAAGUGCUCGGUUGGGGAGAUACCAGUUUCACGAGCAUUCCCAGAAAAUCAUGCAAAAAAACCCCGUGCCUGGUUUAUACAUUUAAAAAAUGUUUAAUGGGGAGAUUCCCCAGGAGAUGGAUAGCUAAAUAGGACCUGCCGUCUCCUUCCAUUUACCCCGUUGAAAUCCAGAAUGGUUAGUCAGCCUAAGGGGCAAGCGAUGGUAACAGCACCUUGGUGGCAGUGCUAAGUUGCCAGGAAGAUACACAACGAACCCAACGUUUCAGGCUCUUCUCUUCUGCCUGAGACAGCAGACUCACCCGUGAGCUGCGGGGCUACUGAAGUCCCGCCUUACUCGCCCAUGCGGCCGGAGACAGGCGAGUCCCCGGGGCGCCGAGCGGCGGCUGCGGGAGGGGCGUUCGGGGGGAUGCGGUGUUCCGAGGGGAAAGCGCUCCCUCCUGCGGCUCCCCGCAGCACCAGCGGGAAGGCUGCUGCCACGGCCAACCGCUGUUUGCGGAUGCCACUCCGGCCUCCUGGCAUUUUGAACUAGACAGAAGUGUGGUCCGAGAAGAACUGUUAAGUAUGUGUUUCAAAUCCCACUGCCAUCACAGCUAAAACGGGGGUGGGAUGCGGGAGGGAAAUCCCUCUGAAUGACUCAGGAUCGCCGAUGACUGAAAUGCCCAGCAAUAUUCCUGACCAAGCAUCACUUGUCACCUACUAACUCAAGAAACCUCCCCUUGGUUGCAUUUCAUGCUACAGGUUUUAUGGCAGGUUAGUCAUUACUGCCAGCUAUCCUUUACCAAACCCAUCAAGUUUCCUUGACUCAGCUCCUGAUCUUGGGAGCAAAUAGUCCAUAUACUGAAAUAUCCAAUAACUCUCGAAAAAAGUUAAGGACAGCAUAUGCUUAAAAUGGUCAAGUAACAGAAUUAAUAACUCACCCUUCAAAAAUAACCAGUCCCAUCAAGCUUAUUUACCUAAGUAAUUAGAAAUUAGCAAAAUAUUUCUGUUUGUUUAAUAUCAUAAAUCAAUAUUAAUAUCUAGGACCAACAUUCUGUUGCCUUUGCCACAUGGACAGCCAGCUGAAUGUUAGUUUUACAGUACUCGACCUUCUCUUUGCGUUAAAAUGUUGAUAUUUUCUUCAUUGGCUCUUUUCAAAGGAAAAAACAGUGGAGUGAUUGGAAGAGAAGUGAAAUGUUCUUGCAUUUUAAAUGGCAGAAGUUCUUGCAAUUUCAAAGUGGGCACUUUUGUCCUGGUUCAAGAUCUGAUAGAGGCAAGUAUAUGUGAGAAGUGAACUUUUACUUGGCAGGAGCCAUCACCUGAAAGAAGAGAGACAAAACAGUGUUAAAAGGAAUGGAAAGGCUUGACAGCUUGUCAGACUUUUGAACGUUUUCUGUAACACUGUCCUUUUGGAGGACAUCGGUAUUUUCUUGGUUGAGGAUCAAACGAUCCCCUAAUUUCCCUUCACUGGCAAUAAGACAUGAUGCUGCAACCCUAAUUUAGUGAGAUUUAAUUACAUGUGGAGUCUCCAAAGUUUAAACUUCUAUUCUUCUGCAUAAUCACAAUAAAAGAGCAAGCUGAAGAUUUCAUGAGAUGAUGACUAUAUCAUUGAAUUCAUUCAAAAAGUUGGGAAAUGGUGAUUUAAUUCUUAUUCAAACUCAUAUGAAAAUGUUCAUUGCACCUCCCCCUGGGGAUUAAAUGAAAGCUGUUUACCAUCAACUCUAUUUUUAAAGAAAAAAAUGCUUCAAACAAAGAAAAAGGGAAAUCCUGAUAUCAAUAGCAAAGCCCAUAACGGCAAUGCUACCUCCCACCCAUGCUGAAAAAUAUGUUUGCAAUAUGGCUUGCAGAGCUGCACAGCAGGGAGAGGGUGAAGGGAACUUAAGUCAGAAUUGACCGACACAUGGCUGAGAUUAGAAAUAAAAAUUACAUUUCCCAGCCAAGAGAAACCGCAAUAACAUACAGAUUAUGAAAUGAAGGGGGAACUUUCCACCCUCAACAGCAGCAAUCUCAGCCUUCUUUUGAGCUCUGGACCAGCAGAGAAAAUAAUCAGAACCAUUCCAAAAGCCAUUCCUAACCUGGAAGGAAAACAAGGAGAUAUAUGUGCCAGACAGUAUAUCAGUAUCCUUGUGUCUUUGUCCUUACACAAUGCAGAUAAUUCUCCACACUGACUUUCAAGAUACUGUGGCCUAUCUCCAAAACUAAUACUAUGUCAUUGUCGUGUUUUUCUGCUCUAACUAGCCCAAAGACAGAUUUAGAGGGAUAAAAAGAGAGGAAAUAGAAGUAAGCAAUUAAAAUACUAUUUAUAUGAUAUCAGAAGAUUAAUCUGUUUUAAGCAUUUUCUUUGUAUUUUUUUCUGCACAAUGCAAAUACUGUGGUUUUGGGCUUAUGUGUAAACUGGAGGGGUGAUGUU
This is a messenger RNA of Chroicocephalus ridibundus (black-headed gull), 9639 nucleotides long. RefSeq names its product junctional cadherin 5 associated (gene JCAD). Gene Ontology annotation, biological process: positive regulation of blood vessel endothelial cell proliferation involved in sprouting angiogenesis. Lineage: Eukaryota; Metazoa; Chordata; Aves; Charadriiformes; Laridae. The coding region runs from base 242 to 4228 and encodes 1328 amino acids. Gene Ontology annotation, cellular component: adherens junction; ruffle membrane. The transcript has 4 exons. The record is from RefSeq and is a predicted model, not a curated record.